This is a messenger RNA of Penicillium canescens, 1143 nucleotides long. Its product is annotated as complex I NDUFA9 subunit family protein. Gene Ontology annotation, cellular component: mitochondrion. Lineage: Eukaryota; Fungi; Ascomycota; Eurotiomycetes; Eurotiales; Aspergillaceae. The record is from RefSeq and is a predicted model, not a curated record. Bases 1 to 1143 code for a protein of 380 amino acids. Gene Ontology annotation, molecular function: protein-containing complex binding. The transcript is spliced from 8 exons.
AUGCAGAAGUCCCGUACCAUCAACUCUGCCCUAGCCCGGCCAUUCGCGCCCCGGGUUCAGGUUCAGUUCCAGCGCCGCAGCCUCCAGGAUGUAGCCAUCACCCGCACUGGCAAGCCGCUGGUGAAGGUCCAGGGUGGCCGAUCCUCGCUUGGAGGUCACACUGCGACCGUCUUCGGUGCCACUGGUUUCCUUGGUCGUUACAUUGUCAACAAGCUCGCUCGCCAGGGAUGCACCGUUGUCGUUCCUUACCGUGAGGAGAUGGCGAAGAGACACUUGAAGGUCACUGGUGAUCUUGGCCGUGUUGUGUUCAUGGAAUACGACCUGCGCAACACCCAGUCCAUCGAGGAGAGCGUUCGUCACUCCGACAUUGUCUACAACCUUGUCGGCCGCCAAUACCCCACCAAGAACUUCACCUACGAGGAUGUCCAUGUCGACGGUGUUGAGCGCAUCGCGGAUGCCGUCGCUAAGUACGAUGUCGACCGCUUCGUUCACGUUUCCUCCUACAAUGCCCGCCGGGACUCGCCCUCCGAGUACUUCGCUACCAAGGCCUGGGGUGAGGAGGUCGCCCGCAACAUCUACCCCGAGACCACCAUCGUCCGUCCCGCUCCCAUGUUCGGUUUCGAGGACAACCUCCUCCACAAGCUGGCCAAGGUUGGCAACGUCUUCACUGCCAACCACAUGCAGGAGCGCUACUGGCCCGUCCACGCCAUCGACGUCGGAACCGCUCUGGAGCGCAUGCUGCACGACGACACCACCGCCGGUCAAACAUUCGAGCUGUAUGGACCCAAGAACUACUCGACCGCCGAGAUCGCUGAGCUGGUCGACCGCGAGAUCAUCAAGAAGCGCCGUCACAUCAACGUCCCCAAGCCCAUCCUCAAGCCCCUCGCCCACUACCUCAACAAGUAUCUCUGGUGGCACACCAUGUCCGCUGACGAGGUGGAGCGCGAGUUCCUCGACCAGGAGAUCGACCCCACAGCCAAGACCUUCAAGGACCUGGGCAUGGAGGAGACUGCCGACCUGGCCAACCUGACCUUCCACUACCUACAGGGCUACCGCAGUGCUUCUUACUAUGACCUUCCUCCCGCCACGGAGCGUGAGGCUCGUGAGGAAAAGAAGUACCUGCACGUGCUGGACGAUCAGUAG